AUGUCGUAUGUACCAGUUGGCGCUGGUAGAACAAGCCCUGACGUUGAAAACAUUGAAUUGACUGCGAAGAAUGACGGACAGACAGCCUACGGCUAUGCGCCGCCGCAAGGCCUGUUGCCUGAUGGAGACAUCAGAUACAGCGAUUCGAAAGCAAACUUUCCGCCUAGCAAGGUGGUCGACAACUGGCCGAUCAAAUCCCGACAAGUUGCAGCGUUGACGCCGCUGAGGGGGACGAUUCUUGCUUUCGAUAUUAUACUGGCAUCAUCGCCAUUGCUAUUCAUUGUUCUUGCCCUUAGGGUCGCCAGGUUGGACGGUAAAGCUCCUAGGGCGGACAACGACAAGCUCCAAGAGAUGCUGCUCUACACACCCACCAUAUUUCCUCUCCUUUUCGCGGCCUUGAUGGGACGGUUUUUUAGACAUUUUGGAAUUUGGCUUGCAGAGCGCGGGACCACUCUCGGACGACUCGAGCAACUGGUGGGCUGCCAGUCGGUAUUCCUGGCCAUCGAACGUCAGAUCUGUCUUCGCAAUUUCAGCACCAUAGGCGUGUGUUCGAUACUCAUUUGGCUCCUUUCGCCUUUUGGUGGACAGUCUGCUCUCCGGGUGCUUCGACAAGAGGAGCGUUAUCUCAACACAACCCAGGCGCUGCAUUACCUCGGGCCUUUGGACGUGCAGCAAACUACUAUGGGAGGUGCCAGCAUGGUCAAUAGCGGGCGAAGCACUUUCACGCCAUUGUUCCUCGCCGCGCUGCUCAGUAGCGGCGGUUUUCAGACCAACAGCGCAGACUUGUGGGGCAAUGUCAAACUUCCAUCGUAUCGAGCUAUCGAGAACAGCACUUCGAACGACUGGAAACCGGUCCCUGAUUACAAUCAGACAAAUGUUCGCUGGAGCUCCUUGAUUGGCAUUCCAGUGUCUGCUUUCAACGGAGAACCGUUCACUACGUACUCGAUGAAUCACUUUAAAAUCAGAGCGAGGCAGUUCGAUAUCAGCUGCUCAAACAAUAGCCGAGUCGCAGGAGAUUGGACCGAUUCCGUUAAUACAACCGUUCGCAGCACAUGGAUGAUGGAAACAGGCACUCAGCAACCCAGCUGCUCCAACAAUUCAACCGGAUGCCUCAUCAAAGCGUGUCCUUCCUAUCCAUGCCCGUUCAUCAGUAAAUCUUCUGCCAUUGAAGUCAAUGGGGAGGAGUUUACUUCUGUAGCGAACUGCGAGUACUUCUACGACUAUAUCGAAGCUAGCAUAGAGUGCAUUGCAUCUACAUGCAAAGCUACAGCCCUGCGCAAACUUGAUAUGUACACAGACGGCUACACCAAAGAGUGGGAACCUUACUUACUCGGAACCAUUAUGGCGACUCUUAUGAACACCAUGACGAGCGUCGACACCAUCGGCGUGUCAAGUGUCACGGCGCGUGGUGCGACAGUGAUGGAAAAAUGGAUGUAUGAUCCAACGGACUUCAUCGGCAGUCGCAUGUACGGAAAUGUCAACCUAUACGAACUCCCCGUGGAGACCUUCGCAGAACGAUUGACGAUACUGUGGAAUUCAUUCUUCCAGUCAACGUACGCUGCGCGCGCGCUCGCUGGGAAUUUGGACAAAGCAACGUCCACUAACAUGACCGGCGAAGACAACUCUGCGAUCGUGUUCAACACCACCGAGAGCCUUACUAGCCAGCGCAGAGACGUCUAUCGGGUCAACUGGAAGUGGUUCGGCGUCCUCCUGAGUUGCUCACUAGUACUUUUGUCUGCCGCAUGCGCUGGGCUGGUACUGAAGUAUCUAUCGAUUGCUCCGGACAUCAUUGGGUAUGCCAGCAGCUUGACGAUGCUCAGCCCGUAUGUACCGACACCAACAGGUGGCACAACGUUGCAUGGUUUGGAACGGACGGCGUUACUUCACGAUCUACCAGUCAGACUAGGCGAUGUCUGCCCAAAUGAGCCAGUGGGCGCUAUAGCGUUGGCGGCAAAUGACGGAAGAGUUGUGGGGCUGGAUCGAAGGAGAUGGUACAUCUAG
Macroventuria anomochaeta is the source of this 2001-nucleotide messenger RNA. RefSeq lists its product as uncharacterized. The coding region runs from base 1 to 2001 and encodes 666 amino acids. The transcript has 2 exons. The record is from RefSeq and is a predicted model, not a curated record. Lineage: Eukaryota; Fungi; Ascomycota; Dothideomycetes; Pleosporales; Didymellaceae.